ACACUCCGCGCCUCGACGGACCCCGAACAAUGCUCCGUCGAUCCCAGACCGAGGGAGGUUUGUUCACGCAGACGCCCGCCAAUGCACGAACUGCCGUUGAGAUUGCCCGUGAUCUUGCCGCAGCAAGAAACGCAUACAAGAAGCAUGACUCGACUGCCUCGAUAGCUGCUCACAAGAACUGCAAAUGUAACAAAGCCGAAGGAAGCUUAAACGAGCCAGGUCACGCGGUCAACUCGAUGAAGAACUCGAUGAUCAAAAUCGUGGCCGAUGCAGGAGUGUCAGCAAUCGGUUUCAACAUGCUCCUGCUGAGUGUAUUAUAUGGGACAGCUUUAGGCCCCGCAGUACUGUUGAAAACGUCCGCGCGCUUGGCCUUGGCAAGCACCCUUUCAACGGCGAUAUUUGCUGGUGUAUUGGCCUACCGCCGCAAUGAAGAGCAAAAAUUCGAGUACGAGCGCGAACGCCGACGUGAAAUGUGGGAGCUCGAUAACUUUCCCCAGGGCGAAAAGGACGAGAUGAUCGAACUGUACACGGCAAGAGGUAUGACUAUGAAGGACGCACGAACCGUCAUCGACUUGAUGGCGACAUACGAGAACUUUUUUGUCGACACCAUGAUGAUUGAGGAAUUACACCUCUUCCCACCGGACACAACCGUCAGUUCUGCCGCCGUAGGCGCAUCGACAAGUGUUGGUACAGUCUGCUUUGGCCUGGUGCCGUGGGUCCUCGCCGCUGGGUGCACCUUCGUCACGUCUUUCUCUGGUCAAUCGUUGGUCUCUGCAUGGGCUCUUUCUACAAUCUUGUCGGCGGCGGUGGCCACGUUUCUUCGCAUUUACACGGUACAUCCAUACAUCUAUUGUUUCACCGAACGCUUACUUGAGUCCACGUAGUUCUCUGGGUCGGAACAUUUCAAAUCGUACUACAUCGGCCGCCUCCACAUGGAGCUUCCGUAUGCAGUCGAGUUGGGUGUGGGUCUGUUUGUCGCAUUAGCUGGGACCGCGUGGGUGUGCUUCACCCUAACAGGGGCACCAGUCGAGUGACGGAAUGAGAGGCAUAUUUUUUAUUAAGGCGAGAGUUCCGUCGCCAAGAAGUCGUCGUCAUUACAUAGUAG
This is a messenger RNA of Aphanomyces invadans, 1105 nucleotides long. RefSeq lists its product as hypothetical. Gene Ontology annotation, biological process: intracellular manganese ion homeostasis. The transcript is spliced from 6 exons. The record is from RefSeq and is a predicted model, not a curated record. Gene Ontology annotation, molecular function: manganese ion transmembrane transporter activity. The coding region runs from base 30 to 884 and encodes 284 amino acids. Lineage: Eukaryota; Oomycota; Saprolegniomycetes; Saprolegniales; Verrucalvaceae.